UAUAUAUAUAUAUAAUUAUAUAUGUAGACGUUUCUGUACGACUGAAUUAAUUUCUAGUAAAUGAUCCCUCAUCCGACUUUUCUCCGUUGAACACUUCUCCGCCAUUUUUUUUCUUCCUGUAACCGAAAGCCCUAAUCUUCAAAUACUAUCACCAUAUAUUCUUCUUCACCAAGGGUUUCUUCAUUUCAGAUAUUAUUUUUUUAAUUUUUGUCAAAUAUUUAUGGAGGCAUCGAGUUCAGACGCUACAAAUAUGGAAUCGUCCCCACCUUCAUCAACAAGCAAUGGAGGAUCGAGCUCACGAAUCCUCCACAACCUCCCUUACAUGCGGUUUCUCCAGUCCCCGGUCUCGUCGCUUCUCGAAUAUUCCGGCAUCCUCAGGGUCCGACCCGAUUACCCAUACUCCGAAACCCGCCCCCUCAUACCCGAGAACGUGGCCCCCACUCUUAACUCGCAAAACCCUAGCAAUUCGCAGUCAAUCGACGCUGUUGACGGAGGCGGCAGUGGUAACGGGGAGGUUUCGAUUCGGAUAAUCGGGGAGCGGGAGCAGGAUAAUAGGAUUGGGGAUAACGGCGAGAAUGAUGUUAGUAGGGCGGGAUUGGGCGCGGAGGAGGAUUCUACGGUGGGCGGUGAAGAUGUUAAUGGAAGCAGCGACGGCGAUAGCAGUAACAGAGAAGGGUCGACUUACCAGAGAUAUGAUAUACAGCAGGCGGCGAGGUGGAUUGAGCAGAUUCUUCCGUUUUCGUUGCUUUUGUUGGUCGUAUUUAUUCGACAGCACUUGCAAGGAUUUGUUGUUGCAAUUUACAUCACUGCCAUCCUUUUCAAGUCUAAUGACAUUCUUCGGAAGCAAACAUCCUUAAAGGGAGAAAGGAAGAUAUCUGUCCUUAUUGGUUAUUCGGUUCUGUUCAUGUUUCAUAUCCUUGGCAUAUAUUGGUGGCAUAAAAAGAACGCGUUUUUCAAUUCACUACUAAUGAUUCCACCAAAUGCGAUCCCACCUUUCUGGCAUGCCCUGUUCAUCAUCCUCGUAAACGAUACAAUGGUACGUCAGGCAUCAAUGGUCUUGAAAUUGGCUGUGAUGAUGUAUUAUAAGAAUGGUAGAGGCCAUAAUUUUCGUAGACAGGGGCAAAUGUUGACCCUUGUUGAAUACACAACCCUGCUAUACCGUGCGUUAUUACCGACACCUGUAUGGUAUCGGUUUUUCUUGAACAAAGAAUAUGGGAGUCUCUUUUCAUCACUGACUACAGGCUUGUACUUAACUUUCAAGCUUACGUCAAUUGUUGACAAGGUUCAAUCCUUUGUAGCUUCAUUGAGGGCAUUAUCAAGAAAGGAAAUACAUUACGGGUCUUAUGCAACACCAGAACAGGUAAGUGCGGCUGGAGAUCUAUGUGCUAUUUGCCAGGAGAAGAUGCACACUCCAAUCUUAUUACGCUGCAAACAUGUUUUCUGUGAAGACUGUGUCUCAGAAUGGUUUGAGAGGGAGAGAACUUGCCCUUUGUGCAGGGCACUUGUUAGAGCUGCUGAUCUUCGAUCUUACGGUGACGGAUCGACCAAUCUUCUCUUCCAAUUGUUUUAGUCAUAUUCCCCAAACACAAAAAAACGAAGGGAAAAAAAAAAACUCGGGUACAUAAAAGAUAACUGUUGAAUUCUUGGGACAAUUCUAUGUGUAUAUUUCCCCCCCUUUUUUUCGGUUUCGACAUAAGUUUAUUUUUUGAAAUAUGUUUUGUUGUUGUUACCUUUGUAACAGAAGCAAAUUGUGUAAGUCAAUAUAUAUUAUGAAGUAGAGAUUACACUGAGUGGUGGAUAUAGGCCCCCGCAACUCA
This is a messenger RNA of Erythranthe guttata (spotted monkey flower), 1817 nucleotides long. RefSeq lists its product as uncharacterized. The record is from RefSeq and is a predicted model, not a curated record. Gene Ontology annotation, biological process: positive regulation of ERAD pathway. NCBI's taxonomy places the organism in Eukaryota, Viridiplantae, Streptophyta, Magnoliopsida, Lamiales, Phrymaceae. Gene Ontology annotation, molecular function: ubiquitin protein ligase activity.